GUGUGGUUAUCUGUGGUGAUUUGUGUCUGCUUUCAGUUUGUUGUGGAAAUGUGACUCUGGUUGGAGCUCCCCUUGGUUUCUUUUUUUUUUUUUUAGUUUUUUUUUAUUCCUCCCCUGCAUGGUGUGUGUAUAGCGCUGAUAGGAAAUGCUAUGGCUGAGCUUUUAGCGGCGCAUUUCAGCGGCGGGCUUGUGGCGGCAAAGCUUGGCGGCGGUGAGCGGCCGGUGUGUGGCAACCCUGGCACGGGAGCGCUGUGGCGAGAUCUGGGCUUUGUUGCCCAGAGAUAUGUAGUGAAGGAUGAAUUUCACCCCUUCAUCGAGGCCCUCCUCCCCCAUGUCCGUGCCUUCUCCUACACCUGGUUCAACCUGCAGGCCCGCAAGCGCAAGUACUUCAAGAAGCACGAGAAGAGGAUGAGCAAGGACGAGGAGCGCGCCGUGAAGGACGAGCUGCUGGGCGAGAAGCCGGAGAUCAAGCAGAAGUGGGCCUCGCGCCUGCUGGCCAAGCUCCGCAAGGACAUCCGGCCGGAGUUCCGCGAGGACUUUGUGCUCACCAUCACGGGCAAGAAGGCCCCCUGCUGCGUGCUGUCCAACCCCGACCAGAAGGGGAAGAUCCGCCGCAUCGACUGCCUCCGCCAGGCCGACAAGGUGUGGCGGCUGGACCUGGUGAUGGUCAUCCUGUUCAAGGGCAGCCCCCUGGAGAGCACGGACGGAGAACGACUGGUCAAGUCGCCCCAGUGCUCCAACCACGGCCUGUGCGUCCAGCCACACCACAUCGGCGUGACGGUAAAGGAGCUGGAUCUCUACCUGGCCUACUUCGUCCACACACCAGAACAAUCAGGACAAUCAGACAGUUCAAACCAGCAAGGAGACACAGACGUCAAACCCCCAGCAAACGGCCACUUGAGUUUCCAGGACUGCUUCGUGACUUCAGGGGUGUGGAACGUGGCCGAGCUGGUCCGCGUGUCGCAGACUCCAGUUGCCACGGCGACAGGCCCCAACUUCUCUCUGGCAGACCUGGACAGCCCAGGUUACUACAACAUCAACCAGGUCACCCUGGGACGUCGUUCCAUCACCUCCACCCCCUCCACCAGGACUGAAAUGGAGCUUUAUGCAAGUCUCCCACGGAGCUCCAACAAGCGUAAGUCCAUCGACGACAGUGAGAUGGAGAGCCCUGUGGACGAUGUGUUUUACUCGGGCCGCUCCCCGGCCGCCGGCAGCAGCUCCCAGUCCAGCGGCUGGCCCAAUGACGUGGAUGCAGUGCAGCACCAUUUGGCCAGUGUGCAGGAGAGGAAGAUUAAGCAUGAGAGCGAUGGAGUGCAGUUUCCUUACCAUGGACUCUCGUCGCCUGGUUCUCAUAAGAAGCUGGGGAAAUUCGAUUUCAGCGCCCUGUCCUCCCAGACGAGGUCCCCCCGCAUGGCGUUCACCCACCACCCACUGCCAAUGCUGGCGGGAGUGAGACCAGGGAGUCCCCGUGCGUCAGCCUCGGCCCUGCACUUCCCGUCCCCUUCCAUCAUCCAGCAGUCUAGCCCCUACUUCACCCACCCCACCAUACGAUACCACCACCACCCCGGACAGGACCCCCUGAAGGAAUUUGUGCAGUUCGUCUGUGCCGAUGGCUCAGGGCAGGCCGCUGGACAGCCGAACGGGAGCGGCCAGAGCAAAAUGCCAGGCUCCUUCUUGCUGCCUCCACCUCCCCCAGUGGCCCGCCCAGUGCCCCUCCCCAUGCCCGACUCUAAACCCAACAGCACGCCCCCUGACGGCGGACUCUCCUCGCCCGCAUCUCCGUCAUACUCCACGCCAGGCGCCACAGCUCCCAACAGGUUUGUCGGCAUCGGAUCACGGGACAACAACUUUCUGAACAUCCCGCAGCAGACACAGUCUUGGUUCCUCUGACAAGRUCUGUGCGCAAACCAGCAAAUAGAUAUCUUUCUUUACAAUUCAAAAUGAGAAAAAAAAAGAACAGAGAAACAACCUGCAGGAUGACAAUAAUUGUCUUACCAACCCGCCGACCAGCCCUGACAGUACGUCUCAUCUGAUAUGAAAUAUAACCAAGCAACGCARGAAAUUACAGUCGCAUGACACUUCUAGUGGAACCCUGGACACAUUCACGCACUCGGAGGGGGAGGACCUGAUUUGGGUGAAGAGGGAAAGACGAACGGAUGGACUCGAAGGAGGCUGGGAGRAAGAUGGAGCGAAGGAGGACGCGGUACGCGGGCCUCCUCACGCCCAGGAACCACAGCAGCGAUGCGGCAGCAACAAGCGGACGUGGGGGGAGCGGUCAGCUUCUCCUGCUUUCCAAGGACGCAUUGUGAAACAAAUGGCUAAGAAAAAAAAAAAAUCAACAGUCCAGCAAGCUACAAAAAACUUCACCCACAACAAACUCAAAACCCAAAUGAGACGAUGAGCGUCCAGUGAGAACAGCGGCCCAGGAUCUCAUCAUUGCCCAGAGCGAAACCCGAUUGGCUCCUCUUGCCUGGCCACCAAUAAGCAAGCGACCAUGCCAAACCRUAUCUUGAUUUAAAGUUGCACUACAAGCUGAAUCAGUCAACACUAACCCUUAACGAUGUGCACUAUUUACCUACGAGGCAUGGGAGGUAAACCACACUCGCCGAGAUGAUUUUUACGUUCUACGAAAAGGAAACACACCACAAGGUACAAGAAGCCUUCAGGCGUCCUCCACCUGGCAUGGUUCGAUUCAGCCAAUCACCGGUCUCCCCUUUGCUCAYAACGUUGUCAGUCUGUGUGCCAUGACUGCAGGAUUUCUCACCUUUCAGGUCAUAAUAUUUCUAUAUGUAUAUGUAAAAGCUUUCCUUUUUUUUUUACCCGAUAAUCUCAGUAAAUUCCCUCCACACACGAAGCAAUCGGCGUCCUGGACGCUGAGCAAUGUCACCGCUAUUGGCAGCAGCUAUGAGUUUCGCCCCCAAUCGUCCCCUUUUUGUAACAUAGACGAACGCUGACUAAUUAUUUUUCCCUCGCUUGUUUUUUUUUCUUAUUUGAAUUGACUCCUUUUUGGAUUUGUACUAUUUUCUAAUUGUUUUUGUAUUUGAAUGGCAGCACCUUAAAGCGAGAGAAGAAGAAGUGAUAUGUUGGGGGGCAAAGAACACGGAGCGGCUGGCUAACCCGGAGAAAAAUAGUGCUUGUAAAAACUUGAGGAAUAUGCCCACCUGCUGUUUUASAUGUGGAGCUGGUGUCACACCCAUGGGGAGCUACAGUGAGCAGCUGGUUAGACUGGAGUUAAUUCAAAACGAUGUAAAGAGAUGGAUACGGCCAUGUUAACUUUAAAUUUCUGGGUGUUUACUAAGAAGUGACUGUAUUAGACAUGAUGGYGGAAACGGAGAACGGUUUUGGAGCUAGAUUGAACAAAAACGUGAGGUUUUAGUUCGAUUUUUUUAAUUCUUAAAAAUCCCUGGAAAAUGAUGACAAUCACUUGCUUGAGAAGAAGGAAGUCAAACAGUAAAUAUGUUUGACCUACUAUUUGUCAGUGCUUGACUGAUUAAAGUCUGAGAUUGUGAGGAAAAAGCACCUAGUGGCUGCAGGUGUUAUUGCACUUUAAUUCACUUAGCAUUUACUUGACAUUUUGACUGACUGUGUGGUCCAUUUCCACUUGGAGGGCAGAGUUUGAGACAUAAGCAGGACAAAUGAACUGGAUUACAGUUAAUGGACGUGUUGCCAGUGCUAAUGAUUAGUCUCACAGUGGAUUGUGAUAAUUAACAUUUAAAGAAUAAUUAUGUUCAGAAUUUGUCAGCAGGUAGUGUCUUACCUGGAGUUGGUACAGAUAUGUUAGCCCCAGAGGCUGAAGCUAGCAGCUAAUCCAUGGUCAAACAUCUUUUUCAAUCCGAAAAGGGAUUUUUGUUUUUAUUCUAUUUGAUGCUUCCAAACAAUGUUUCUAGAUAGAAAUAAUUAAAUAUUUUUGACCAAAUUAAAACUCUUAAAGAGGAAAAAACACUUGCUGAAUGAAACCAGUGGAUAUUUACAAAAACGUUAAAAUGACCGAUGUUUAUCAGGGUCUUCUUAGGCUUCAUUCACACAAAUGUAACCCAAAUUUGAUUUGGGGCUCGGAUGUGACCAUCACAUCACAUCAGUCUGAACGGCCUGAUUCCGAUCUUUUCACCCAAAAAAAUAAAUCAGGCAGACAUUUAUUCAAACAGGAAAUGGAAGUAGGAGGUGGUGCGCCCUCGAUAAUCCUCCUGAAUGAAACACUGAACACUUGAAACACAUGAAUGGCUUUUGGUCCAAAUAACCUUCUGAUAGUAAAAAGUAAAAAUAUUGUUGUGGUUUCAGUAAACUGUGUUUUGCAGCUUACUGAACUGGUAGUUAAAAUCACCGGUUCUCAGUACAUAUUGAAUUGAAGAUGAUCGCUGGUGGUGGACAUCCUCCUCUGCUUGAGAGCUUCACAAAAUACAAUUGGCAAGAACCACUAAAACAUUUGUGAAAUUGCCGUUGUUUUAAGGCCUAGUCCACACCUAGCCGGAUAUCUGGAGAAACGAAUACAUUUUUAUACAUUUUUUUUGGCCUUUUGUGUGAACAAAAACUCAAUUUUAUAUCCCAAAAAACCCCAAUAAUUGAGGAAAACUCCGACCAAAGUACAGAUUUCAGAAAACUGUAUUUGUGUUUGCGUGAACUGAGUUUCAGGAUCCCACACAUUACAGUCAACGACAAACAAUGCGACAUGCGAUGCGAUAUCCCAAUUGAGAUGAUCUUGUGUCUUAUUACGUUUGUACUCCAAUACGAUAUUUAAAAGUAGUUCAACCUUUAUAUGAACCUUUUGGUGCCAUGUUUAAUUCCUAACCAGAAGUGGUUUUUGUUUGGAUGGAUGGAUUCUGGUCGGCUGACAGUUUUCAGCUUUGUGCUACGCUGUGUGUUUGGCAUGUUUAAAACAACGCUCACUGUGGGAUUUGGUGUGGAUGAAAGGCUUUCUGAAAACGAUCCGGCGUCUACGAUAUUUUAAAAACAAUGUGGUGGAGAUAAUCAUUUUUAUGAAGAUSUGAUUAUGAUGCUAGCCCCGUAAGCGUAUUAGCUUCAGCCUCUGGAACAAACGAAGAUGUCAACGCAGGRUGUCACUUAAAAAAAAUCAGUAUCCUCUAAUUUGGAUUUGAGUUAAUUUUGUGGAAAGUAAAAGGGACACUCUUAAUCUUUUGUGUGUGAUUGAGGAAAUCGGUUCACAUACAACUAGAUUAGGUGUUUACUGAUCUAACAGCUGCCAGCUGUAGCUUCCUAUUAAUGUUACCAGUUUUCUCAUCCAGCAAUCAAAGAAGCAUAUUAUCCCAAAUAAUUGUUUUAUUGACAUGAUUUAAUUGUUCUUCUACCAGGAGGCCCUUUACUGUAGGAAAAACAAAACAAAAAAAAAAAAAAACGAGUGGGGUUCUGACAAUCACAGGAUUUUUUUAUUUGUAUUAUUCCUGGAGACAGACGAGCUGAACCAGUUAGACAACAACAAAAACACUCUGAGAUCUCAAUCUGUUGAGUGUAUAAAAAAUAUUACAAAUUGUAAGUUUAUCCUGUUGUUUACACUCCCAGAUAGGCUGCUGCUCCAAGAGCUGAGGGGGCCACACUGCGGAGAAAAAUUAUGUCGUCACAUUUCUGACUUUUUUUUUUUUUUUUUAACGGAGGCCUACGAGGUCAAGAGUCAAAUGUGUGUUGUGCCAGUUUGUCUGUCAACUGCCUGUGACAGUAAAAUUUAAUAGUUGUCAYGGUUACGCCCCACACAAAUGCAUGCACUCACACACACACCAGCACUCCCCCYUCCUCCCCGAAGCCAUUUUAAAUGGAAGAGCCCUUAUAGAUCAAAUAACUGCACUGAUACAAUCAUGCCAGCCAAUCGUAUAAGUCAAAAAAAAAAUUUUGUAAGCAUGACGGUAGAUAGAUCACURCUUAGCGUGUCACAUUUUAAAUCCGACUCAUGACAACCGUUCAGUAUUAAUCACGUCUUUUCCCCCCCGAUCCUCCCAACGACGCCACACGACAGAUUUCAAAGGGAAGUCUUAAAUCGAGACAAUCUGUGGAGGCCUUUACGCUUUCAGUCACCUUGUUUUUUUCUUCUUCUACAUAUAAACCCCCCGCGCAGCACGUUCUCCCACGUUGAGUCCGAACGCCCAUUCGUUCCUCACAAAAUAACUGGACUGCCUGGCCGUGUUCCUUCACCGCAGGGAAAGCAGUCGUAGUUGGCCGAGCUGACCGGCGACCUCUCACCCGCUUCGUAGAGAGGACUGGGUCGGCUGGACGAAGGCGGUAGGCUGGUUUCUUUUCGAAUCAAAGGAAGUGCCUCUGUAUUCCCAUUAUGCAAUUUGUCAAACAUGAAUUCAGGUUGUUUUUUCUCACAUAUAAGCUAUAGUGA
Molecule: messenger RNA, 6331 nt
Organism: Poecilia reticulata (guppy)
Lineage: Eukaryota; Metazoa; Chordata; Actinopteri; Cyprinodontiformes; Poeciliidae
Gene: nfixb
Product: nuclear factor I/Xb
Biological process (GO): regulation of transcription by RNA polymerase II
Cellular component (GO): nucleus
Molecular function (GO): RNA polymerase II cis-regulatory region sequence-specific DNA binding; DNA-binding transcription factor activity, RNA polymerase II-specific
Source: RefSeq, a predicted model, not a curated record